Molecule: messenger RNA, 2915 nt
Organism: Loxodonta africana (African savanna elephant)
Lineage: Eukaryota; Metazoa; Chordata; Mammalia; Proboscidea; Elephantidae
Gene: POFUT4
Product: fucosyltransferase 11
Exons: 3
Coding region: 1135-2616 (493 amino acids)
Cellular component (GO): Golgi membrane
Molecular function (GO): alpha-(1->3)-fucosyltransferase activity
Source: RefSeq, a predicted model, not a curated record
UAUAAGGAGACACCUUCUUUCUGGGCUCAAGUAUCCUACCACUCUGUCAUGUCCUGCUGCUGGAAGGUGCCCACACCCCCUCACUCCACCCUUUUCCUGCUAAUCCUGUCGUAAUGAAUGUAGUUGCUCAGUUAACUGUAUAUGAUUCGGUGUUGGGGGUUUGGAGGUACCGAGACCUUGGCAAUAUUGCGUGUCCCUUUGGACCAGCCUCCAAGAGGAAAGGGGCAGGUAGGAAGGAGUGGGGAUCCCAGGGUUACCACAUGUGAGGGCGAGUUUAGCUCCGUGCCAUCAGCAACUUCCUAUAUUAGGGAUAAAAUAUACAGGUGCACAAGAGCUGGGAUACAGACCAUAGGUGGUAGAGAGAAAGGUGGUUGGUCCUUCCUGGGCCUGGGGGUUAGCAGCCAAGUCAGAGUUACUGAGGGUGGUUGAUUAGCUUUUUCUCUGUGCUUCCACUGCUCUUUCUCUCUCCUGCAAUGAUUGGUGAUCACUCCGUGGUAUUGUCAGAGAUGAAGGAGCCUGGGAACUGAGUUGUGAAGUGUAUUAAGAGCUGGGAGAGGUCCCAACACUGGAUGGUUCUGUAGGGAGCCUGGUCAUCAAUUUGCAGUACCUCACAGAGCCAGCCCACGAUCCACUCUCUGAGCUUCCACUGGAAAUAUUCACUGCCUCUCCAAGCAGGGAGUUGCUGGGGAGAGAGGCAGAGGCAGCUGGAGCCCUGUUCUGUCCUGCCUGGACACCACCCGGAUUUGGUGUUGACAAGAGUGGCUGACAGUUAUCUUCCAACCCCAACUGGCUGGGGCAGGACAAGGGCUAGGCUGGAGGUGGCUGGACUUGCCUGCUCCCAGCCUGGGAUGCCCCUGCUCUGGACCUUUCAUUUCUCUUCAUUGGGUUAUUUUUCAAUGCAUCUUUAAUUUGUAAAGAAAUAAAUUAAGAUGUAACCAGUAGUCUCAUCUUUAGUCUGGCGCGGGUUCGCUUUCCCGUAACCACUCCCUGCCAAGCCUUGCAGUCCCGGGGAGCGGCCGGCUCAGCGGAGCUGCGCAUGCGUCCGGUGCUCCGUGGCGUAGGACCCGGUCCCGUCGCGGCUCCGGCGGGGCGCGGUCCAGUGCAGUUUGAGGGGCGCCGGCUGCCGGAGUGGACAUGGCUGCUGGCGGCACCGCGGCUGUGCUUGUCGCCCUAGGGGUGCUUAGUGUCUGUUCGGCUAGAGACUCUGGGCCGGCGGCGGAGGUGGAGGCCGGCGGGGAAGCGGGCUGGGCGGAGCCGUGGGACGGCGCGGUGUUUCGGCCGCCCUCGGCGCUGGGCGCGGUGGGGGUGGCGCGCGGGCCGGAGAGCCAGCGGCCAGGGAGGGAGGGGCCGGUGGACCUACCGGUGCUGCUGUGGUGGAGCCCUGGGCUCUUUCCCCACUUCCCGGGAGACUCGGAGCGCAUCGAGUGCGCGCGCGGCGCCUGCGUGGCGUCCCGGGACCGACGGGUCCGAGGAGACUCGCGGACGCGCGCGCUGCUCUUCUACGGCACCGACUUCCGCGCCUCUGACGCGCCGCUGCCGCGCCUGGCGCACCAGAGCUGGGCGCUCCUGCACGAGGAGUCGCCGCUCAACAACUUCGUGCUGAGCCACGCGCCGGGCAUCCGCCUCUUCAAUCUUACCGCUACCUUCAGCCGCCACUCCGACUAUCCGCUGCCGCUGCAGUGGCUGCCCGGGACCGCCUAUCUGCGCCGCGCGGCCCUUCCGCUCCAGGAGCGCGCGGAAUGGCGCCGCCGCGGCUACGCGCCGCUGCUCUAUCUACAGUCCCAUUGCGAUGUGCCUGCGGACCGGGACCGCUAUGUGCGCGAGCUCAUGCGCUACAUCCCGGUGGACUCGUACGGGAAAUGCCUGCAAAACCGGGAGCUGCCCACCCCACGGUUACAGGACACAGCCACAGCCACCACCGAGGAUCCAGAGCUCUUGGCCUUCUUGUCCCGUUAUAAGUUCCAUUUGGCUCUCGAAAAUGCCAUCUGUGACGACUACAUGACAGAAAAGUUGUGGCGUCCCAUGCACCUGGGGGCUGUGCCCGUGUACCGCGGCUCUCCCUCUGUGAGGGACUGGAUGCCGAACAACCACUCCAUCAUCCUUAUCAACGACUUCGAGUCACCUCAGAAGCUGGCAGAGUUUAUUGACUUUCUGGACAAGAAUGAUGAGGAAUAUAUAAAAUACCUGGCAUACAAGCAACCUGGGGGCAUCACCAACCAGUUCCUUCUGGAUAGCCUGAGGCAUCGGGAGUGGGGUGUGAAUGAUCCUUUACUGCCCAACUACCUUAACGGCUUCGAGUGUUUCGUCUGUGACCAUGAGCUGGCUCGGCUGGAUGCCGAGAAAGCCCACACAGCCUCUCCUGGGGACACCCCUGUCCCCGAGCCUCACAUUGCCCAGCCCUCGCACAUGAACUGCCCAGUGCCCACACCUGGCUUUGGCAACGUGGAAGAGAUUCCCGAGAAUGACAGCUGGAAGGAGAUGUGGCUGCAAGAUUACUGGCAAGGUCUGUACCAGGGGGAAGCCCUCACUGCCAUGAUCCACAACAAUGAAACACAGGAGAGGAAAUUUUGGGAUUACUUACAUGAGAUCUUCAUGAAAAAGAACCAGAACCUCUAAUUACCCUUGCAAGAGCCUUUAACGUGGUAAAGCUAAGGUGAUAAGUACUUAUUCUACCUUGGACAUAAGGGACAACCAGUGCACAAAUCCUUAAUGAACACUGUCUUAUCAUGGAGUCAAGAUAUUCCAGUUCUAGUCACUGAUAUUUUAUCCUAAUGAUGUGUAGCCAGAGUCUCAGCCUGUGGUAAUAGGGCCUCUCCUCGAGGAGAGGUGGAGGCAUUCAGUUUUUGUGCUUUAAGUGAAAGUCUACAAAUCAAGUCAGUCUUUCAUAUAAAAAUCUGUACACACCUUGCUAUGUA